Durusdinium trenchii is the source of this 1029-nucleotide messenger RNA. The record is from the annotation of a GenBank genome assembly. Lineage: Eukaryota; Dinophyceae; Suessiales; Symbiodiniaceae.
AUGCCCGCACCAGUACUACAGGAUUCUGCGGCAGCACCAGCUCAAGCUCGACCGCAGAGAGGAGCACAGCUCAAAGCCAAGCGCGCAAGACACCAAUUUGCAGUGGGAUUGAGAAGGAGAGCUCGUGGCAAGGUCAUCACUGGGAGGUCUGGGGCGGCAUUUGCACCAGUGCUGCAGAAGGAUACUUCCGUUCCAGCACCACCAGCUCAACCUGGACCACAACCAGGUGACACUUGGCACGUGUACAUCGAUGGAUCCUGCCGCGGCAAUAAACAUGUGCAAAAGCAGCAUUCUCCUGCGGGCUGGGGCGUGGCGGUAUACCUUUGUCAGGGCACAUCUGAGCGGCUCUUUUGCUCAUUGUUUGGCCCGGUGAUCACUUCGGCGUCCCCAUCCCCGUCGGGCCCGGCGUUGAGCCUUGGUGCAGAGUAUGGUUCCAACAACACCGGCGAGCUGAGUGCCUUUGGUGAGGCGCUCCUGUGGCUGCGGGAUGAAGCUCCACCAUCCAACUCUGGAGAGCGCAUUCCGGUUGUCCUGCACUAUGAUUCAAAGUAUGCCAAAAAGGUGAUCACUGGUGAGAACAAGGCCCAAAAGAAUCAGCGCUUGGUGGAUGAAGUGCACAAACUUUGGCGGGAAGAAUCUGCAAAGCGGCGCAUUGAUUUGAAAUGGGUGCAUGGUCACACUGGCAACGCCGGUAACGAGUUGGCGGACACGCUGGCCAAAAAAGGAGCAACAGGCCGCUACAGCUCGGUCUCUCUUCGAUGGACGGCAGCUUUGGACAGCAUAGGUGUCCGAGCUUCCUCAGUGAGGUCAGAAGAAGGAGAACGGCUGGAAGCCAAGCGUGCAAGACAAUCUCCUUCCGAGUCACAUGUGGAUAUCUUGCUCUUUGGGCCUUUGAAGGGGGCGCCUUUGGCAGAGGUUGUUCAGCAGCACCCGUCUGCGGCAAUCAAGGCAUUGGCGACCUUGCAGAGCUACUUGAAGGAGACAGGACUUUGGGAGGCACGCGUCUCUUGUGUUGCAGUGACAGCAUGA